Molecule: messenger RNA, 1585 nt
Organism: Diaporthe batatas
Lineage: Eukaryota; Fungi; Ascomycota; Sordariomycetes; Diaporthales; Diaporthaceae
Product: endonuclease
Exons: 2
Coding region: 200-1279 (359 amino acids)
Biological process (GO): double-strand break repair via homologous recombination
Cellular component (GO): Slx1-Slx4 complex
Molecular function (GO): 5'-flap endonuclease activity; crossover junction DNA endonuclease activity
Source: RefSeq, a predicted model, not a curated record
CACCCACCCACCACAUGCUUGGUUUAACAAGCACGGGCCGACUCCCCAACGUCAUCACUCGGACGACCUACGGCGCAGCGUCAACAUCAACACUAACACCAAGGCCGCACCGCCCGACUUCGCCUGAUGUGACAGAUACACAGCACGACGUCGCGCAACAAUAUCACCCAAAGAUAAAGAUGUAGCGACAGAGCCCAAAAUGACUGUGCAGUCCAAACCAAUCCCAGCCCUCUACGUGGUCUACAUCCUCCGCAGCACCGUCCGCCAUGCCUCGCUCUACAUCGGAUCCACGCCACACCCCCCACGACGCCUGAACCAGCACAACGGCAAGGCAAAGGGCGGCGCAGCGCGGACGUCCCGUGACAGCCUGCGGCCAUGGGAGAUGGUCGGCGUGGUGUCUGGCUUCCCGAGCAUGGUCGGCGCCCUGAAGUUCGAAUGGGCCCUCAACAACCCACACCUCUCGCUGCACAUCUCCCCCGAGGAGCGCCUCUCCGUCUCGACGCAGCGCAAGCGCAACGGCAUGCCCAGGCGGCCCACGCACACCAUCUCGUCCGUCCUGUCGAACCUGCACCUCCUGCUGCGCGUGCCCAGCUUCGCGAGGUGGCCGCUGACCCUGCGCCUGUUCGACCGCGAGGUGUACGUGCGCUGGGCCAGGUAUCUCGCGUCCGACGGCGUGGAGCCGCUGCGGGCGACGCUCGAGGUCGUCACCGACUUCAAGCCUGCUGCCGUGCUGGAGGCGGAGGCCAAGAGGAAGGAGGCGGGGCAGCGGCGGGGGCUGGUUGACGGUUCGAAUGGAGAUGGGGAGGUCGAAGGGGACGAGGAAGGGCCUGAGGGUCCAGCAUGGGGCAUUCACGCCCUCCCUCUUGAUUACACCCCGCUGGCACCGUACCUCGACAAGGGCCAGGACGUCACCACGUUCGAGCGCGAGGGGGACUGUGUCGUCUGCCUCCAGCACCUCGAGCACGGCAAGGGGCUAUUCGCGAUAUGCCCCAACGCCGAAUGCGAGGGUAUGGGCCACGUGGACUGCUGGAGCCGGCAUCUGUUACACCAACAUGGUGAACAAGAUGGGGCGGUUUUGCCAGUAGAUGGCCCAUGCCCCAAGUGCAGUAGUCCGGUGAAAUGGGGUGACAUGAUGAGGGAGUUGACACUGAGGACGAGGGGCCAGAAGGAAGUAGAAAGGAUUCUCAAGAGGCACAGGCGUGCUAUCGCAAAGUCGCAACCCAAAGCGAAAGGAAAGGCUAAGGCUAAGGCAAAGGCUCAAGCUGAUGCUCCGGUUUGAGAGAAGCCUGGCCUGUUUGUCAUGUUUCGGAUUCUAUGUGCCGCCCGAAGCUCGAUUGGAGAUGCAUACAAUGAUACCCUGGGAUUAAUUGCGUUGCUUUUGAGGUUGGCACUUCUUAAUCAUAAUUGGUCUUUACGCCUGUCUCUACAAAUUAUUGUUUGCGGUAUACUUCCUGCAGGUGCAUUGCCUCCGACGUCUUGUAUGCGGAGGCAACGGUUGACGGCAAGAUGGCAGAGCUGUACACCAUAACUGACUGCCUCUCAGCGGUUGCUUGGUUAGAGAGUGUGAAUGGAAAAUGGCUAUAAG